AUGGCAAAUGGACGGCGGGUAGACCACAACAUCGAUCUCGUGAUCGAGGAUUGGAAGCACUAUGGAGUUGGUGACAACAUCUGGAGCGAGAAGGUGGGUCCUCUCGACGGGUUCCACUCUCAACUGCGAGUUUAUCCAUUUGGGAGAUCCUUUGAAGACGAGCAUGCAAACGCAUACAUCUAUGUCUUCUGUGGGUCUGGCGCCUCCGAGUGGUCCUGCGAACAAGUGGACUUUGACAUCAUCUGCUGGGAUGUGCAGUCGCUUCCUCGUGGGAUGGUGGUGGCCUCCGGUCCGGAAGACUUUAGCCAGGAAUCUGACAACUGGGGCAACGACUUCUGCCCCAACCCGGAUGCGCAAGACCUGCGCUUCCGCGCAAGGAUCAGCCUUCCGAGUCCCCCUGAGACGAUGCCGGCAGGUCUUUGCGACAUAGACCUUUCACAGAGGCUGACGCAAGUGGCUUUCCGCUUCUCCACAGGCCCCUGCCUUUUUGCAGACAAGAGGGUGCUCGUGGCCAGGUCCCAGUACUUCAAGCAGAUGUUUGCGGAAGCCAACUGGGUUGAAGGUCGCACGAACGAGGUCGACUGCCAAAGCGACCCAACGAUGGACCGGCGCUCUGUCCAUGCUUUGCUCCUCUUCCUGAUGUCCAACAGAGUCAUGCCCCCCGAGGAUCCCGAGGACUACGACUACUACUUUGCUCUGCGAAGGCUGGCAGACCGUUGCCUUGUGAAGACUUUGGUGAUCGUGCAGUUUUUUGCCCCUUAG
This is a messenger RNA of Symbiodinium sp. CCMP2592, 762 nucleotides long. Lineage: Eukaryota; Dinophyceae; Suessiales; Symbiodiniaceae. The record is from the annotation of a GenBank genome assembly.